GGAUUGCUUGCGGUUCGGCGACGCCAGCGACACUCUCAAGCUCCGGAUCAAUCAAAUUCUCAACAUGGCCGGGCACAGGGGACGCAAGGCCGGCGCUUCUCUGGGCACUGUAGGGUUCGUCUAUGCCUCUCUCCACAAUGGCUUGGUUUGCGCGCGGGGGAGGGACGAUCCGGCCAGCUUCAUCGCCGCGACCGCUGGAACAGGCGCCAUUUUCAGAUCCGCCGCUGGAAUCCGCCCCGCGAGCGUCGCUGGAGCCUCUGGUGGAUUGAUCGCGGCCGCGAUUCUUCUCGCCCGGGAGUUCCUGAUAAACCCUAAAUCUUGACAAUUUUAGGGUUUAUAGCAUAAACCCUAGUUUUUCGUCCAUGGAGGUCAAUGGCAAUGCGGGCGAGGAGGACGGCUAUGGCGCUGCGCGCUUGUUCAAUCAGGGAUUCUCCUACACCUACGACGACAUCAUCUGCCUGCCGCGCUACAUCGAUUUCCCGGCCGACGCCGUCGAUCUCUCGUCGCAGCUCACGCGAAAUAUCCGAGUCGCGGCGCCCUGCCUCUCCUCCCCGAUGGACACCGUCACGGAAUCCUCCAUGGCGGUGGCGAUGGCGCGCGCCGGCGGCAUCGGCUUCAUCCAUUACAACAGCUCGCCGGCGGAGCAAGCAUCCCUGGUGAGAGCCGCCAAGAGCGCGAGCUUAGAGGUAGGAUCCACGCCAUCUCUGGGAAAAGAUGGGCGUGUUUUGGUCGGCGCUGCCAUAGGUACGAGGGAAGCCGACAAGGAGAGGCUCAAGCUCCUCGUGGAAGCCGGGGUGGACGUGGUUAUCCUGGAUAGCUCGCAGGGGGACUCGAUCUAUCAGAGGGAGAUGCUUGGCUACGCGAAGAAAUGGUUCCCGGAGGUGGACGUGAUCGCUGGCAAUGUGGUGACGAUGCAGCAAGCCCGGAAUCUGAUCGAGGCCGGUGCCGACGCUCUCAGAGUUGGAAUGGGAUCGGGUUCUAUAUGCACAACUCAAGAAGUUUGUGCUGUUGGAAGAGGACAGGCAACAGCGGUGUAUAAGACCUCGUCCAUCGCUCGAAAGUUUGGAAUCCCUGUGAUAGCUGACGGAGGGAUUUCCAACUCCGGACAUAUUGUCAAGGCUCUCACUCUCGGCGCUUCGACCGUGAUGAUGGGAAGCUUUCUCGCUGGAACCGAAGAAGCUCCCGGCGACUACUUCGACAGGGAUGGACAGCGUCUCAAAGUUUACCGAGGAAUGGGAUCUCUGGAAGCCAUGGCUAAAGGGAGCGAUGCUCGCUACCUCGGUGAGAAAGCCAAGAUGAAGAUCGCGCAAGGUGUCUCGGGGACUGUCGCGGACAAGGGCUCCGUCUUGCGGUUGAUUCCAUACACUAUGCAAGCCGUGAAGCAAGGAUUCCAAGACCUGGGAGUUAAGUCCGUGAAAGAAGCACACAAGGCUUUAUACGAUGGACACAUAAGGCUAGAGGUUCGAUCAGGAGCUGCCCAAGUCGAGGGCGGUGUUCACGGCCUCGUUUCUUACGAGAAGAAACGCUUCUAGUGCUGUUGGCUGCUUAAUCGUUUCCUUGGAUGCUAAGCAUCGUUUGCAGUUCUUU
Selaginella moellendorffii is the source of this 1587-nucleotide messenger RNA. Its product is annotated as inosine-5'-monophosphate dehydrogenase. Gene Ontology annotation, cellular component: cytoplasm. Gene Ontology annotation, molecular function: IMP dehydrogenase activity. Gene Ontology annotation, biological process: GTP biosynthetic process. The transcript is spliced from 4 exons. The record is from RefSeq and is a predicted model, not a curated record. The coding region runs from base 363 to 1532 and encodes 389 amino acids. Lineage: Eukaryota; Viridiplantae; Streptophyta; Lycopodiopsida; Selaginellales; Selaginellaceae.